AUGGAAAGAAACAAGGACUUUUCUCAUCUACAUCAAGAACAAGAUCAGCAACCAUCUGAUGGUUUGGAGAUUUGUUUGAGAACGAAAUUGCAGAACUCAUCACCAUUACCUUCUGAGUGUUGCAUCUAUACGGUCCCGGGGCGGCUACGUCUUGCAAAUGCAACGACCUACACCCCUCGGGUCGUUUCCAUCGGGCCACUUCACCAUGGUGAAGAAAGCUUGCGAGCCAUGGAAAAAUAUAAAAUGCUGUAUCUCAAGAGUUUUCUAGAACGAACGAAGAUGAGCUUGAAGGACUACAUUGAGUUGGUGAGGAAAAGGGAGCAGAAAGUGCGAAAUCAAUAUGCCGAAAACUUUGAAAGUACAAGCAGCAAUAAAUUUGUGGAAAUGAUCCUUGUGGAUACUGCCUUUGUCAUUGAGGUUUUGUGUAAGAACCACUCCAAAGAACUGGUAGAGGAAAAUGAUCUAAUUUUUAAUAGGCCUUGGAAGGUUAAGGAGGUAAGGGAAGAUAUGAUGUUGUUGGAAAAUCAACUUCCAUUCUUCAUGCUUGAAGAUGUCUUGUCCUUGGCCAAAAUAAGGGUUUCUCUUGGCAACAAUAAUGAGAAGUUAGUUUCCCUUAGUAGUGAGCAAAUUUCCCUCAUUAAGCUUACUGUUGGGAUUUGUUUUCCAAAUUAUCUGCACAAGGCCAGAGUCAAGUGUGAGGUGGGAUCAUCUAGAAACUUGUUCGAUAUACAAUUUCGCAACAGAGUUCUGGUGAUUCCGCAAUUACAGAUUAGGAGCUCGACUCAGAGCUUCUUUUUGAAUCUGCUCGCAUUCGAGCAAUGUCGCUUGCGCAAUUGCUACAUCAGUAAUUACUUUUUCAUCCUUGACCGUCUCAUUGACACGACAAGUGAUGGUCAGUUGCUUGGUCAAAGUGGAGUAAUCGAAAGUAAGCUAUCGGAUAACCAAGAAGUGGUAGCAUCAAUCAAUCACCUUGCCCUAGGGAGUUUUUGGCGCCGUAAAAGGUUUCACUUUAAUGAACUUUGUGAUGGACUGAAUGCUCAUUAUGCUAACCCUUGGAACAAUUGGAUAACGACCAUAAUACAUAACCAUUUUAGCUCUCCAUUGACCAUCUUUGUUGUCACCACAGCUGCUGCCCCAUUUACACGUUCUCUUAUUCAAACAGUGUGUUCAUGUGGAGUUCAGUUUAAGUAG
Molecule: messenger RNA, 1191 nt
Organism: Morus notabilis
Lineage: Eukaryota; Viridiplantae; Streptophyta; Magnoliopsida; Rosales; Moraceae
Product: UPF0481 protein At3g47200
Exons: 3
Coding region: 1-1191 (396 amino acids)
Source: RefSeq, a predicted model, not a curated record